AUGAUCCUGCUGCGAGCAGCGAUCCUGCUGUUCGUCCCCGGCAUCCUCAAGUGCCUGGAGAAGCCAUGGGCCCUCAAGAACGCGUCCGUGACGAGCAUCAUGAACUCCUCCGAUCAACGGCUGGAACGAACCCUCGACGAAGACGACGGGCUGCAGAAGGACAUCUACUCGCUGGAGGACUACGUGAAGGCCGCAGACGACACCGUCGCCAAGUUCGAGUCCAAGCCUCUGGAGCUCUUCGAGGACGAGGUGGCCAACCAGCCGUACCACCUCUUCGUGGACCUCGGCCACCCCUACUCCAUCCGGCUGCGGAACCUGCAGCUCGUGGCACCGCGCACCGCCAGAGCCGACGUGCAUCGCCUGGUGCGCUCGUCCCUCUCCAAGGCGUUCGACCGCCUCUACACCAAGCACAAGGCGAUCUUUGGCGGCCUGCUGCGCGCCGCCGUGGUGCUGCUAACGUUCGUGGACAUCGGGCUGUUCCAGAGGAGCCACCGCAGCGUGUACGACCGCGCCGACGUCGUGGUCACCUAUGUCCUGCUCUGCUGCACCGCCGCGCUGGAGUUCGUCUCGGCGUGCCUGGUGCUGAUGUCGGGCCUGCCGCAGCCCGACGACCAGCUCGCGCAGUACAACCACGUCGGCUACCUCUCCCGCGGCGAGAAGCACCCGCGGCUCGUCUACAACCACAUCGACCGCGGGUGGAAGAAAUACAUCAGACCUAUGGACGAAACAGCCCGUGACCACGUCACCGGCGAAUGGAGGACAUACAAAACUGCCGUGGGAGCAUACUGGCGGUUCAACGACAGCCGCGGCCAGCGGACACUAGAGAGGGAGGGAUGCGUCGGCCGGCGUGCCAUCGAGGAGAGCCUGCUGAUGCCCUUUGACGAGAACGUCCUGCUCUGGCACCUCGCCACGGAGUUCUGCUACUUCGACCACGUGGACACCGGCCACGACGCCACCCGCCACAGCAGGAUGGUGUCCAACUACAUGGCAUACCUGCUAGUCGUGGAGCCGUUGUUGCUGAUCCCCGGCGCCAGGCGCAGGCUCUUCGGGGCCGCCUACGCCGAGCUCAGGAAAAUGCUUAAGCCGCCGCCGGAGGAUGAGGAAGAGGUAGAGAUAGAGCCGAUCGAGAAGAAAGCGCCUCCACCGAAGGCCAAGAACGAGAUGGUGCGGAAGGUGAUCCAGAAUGUCAAGAGCACCAUCGGUCUCGGUUCGGAAGAUCUUGUUCACAAAGCCUGGGCGGUCGCCCACGAGCUCAUGGAAUUUGCCAAGGAGAAGAAACAGGAGUUCAUCGGUGAACUGAAGGAGAGGGAGGGCAAGAGGAAGGAGGUCAUGAGGGUCCUGCGCUGUGCCAAGGAGAAGGCAGACGAAAUCAUUCAAUUCUGCUACUUCGAUCACGUGGACACCGGCCACGACGCCACCCGCCACAGCAGGAUGGUGUCCAACUACAUGGCGUACCUGCUGGUCGUCGAGCCGGAGAUGCUGAUCAGCGGCGCCAGGCGCAGGCUCUUCGGGGCCGCCUACGCCGAGCUCAGGAAUAUGCUCAAGCCGCCGCCGGAGGAUGAGCUAGAGGUAGAGCUAGAGCCGACGGAGAAGAAGGCGCCUCCACCAAGGGCCAAGAACGAGAUUGUGCGGAAGGUGAUCCAGGAAGCGAAGAGCACCAUGGGUCUCGGUUCAGAAAAUGUUGUUUACAUGGCCUGGGCGGUCGCCCACGAGCUCAAGGAAUUCGCCAAGAAGAAGAAACAGGAGUUCAUCAGUGAACUGAAGGAGAGGGAGGGCAAGAGGAAGGAGGUCAUGAGGGUCCUGCGCUGUGCCAAGGAGAAGGCAGACGAAAUCAUUCAAGUUAAUAAGAACAAGGCACAAAAUUUCGUUGAGAUUGUAAACAAACAUGUAUAG
Molecule: messenger RNA, 1893 nt
Organism: Miscanthus lutarioriparius
Lineage: Eukaryota; Viridiplantae; Streptophyta; Magnoliopsida; Poales; Poaceae
Source: the annotation of a GenBank genome assembly